Messenger RNA from Monosiga brevicollis MX1, 1100 nucleotides. RefSeq lists its product as uncharacterized. Lineage: Eukaryota; Choanoflagellata; Craspedida; Salpingoecidae. Gene Ontology annotation, molecular function: phosphatidate cytidylyltransferase activity. Gene Ontology annotation, biological process: cardiolipin biosynthetic process; CDP-diacylglycerol biosynthetic process. The transcript has 11 exons. The record is from RefSeq and is a predicted model, not a curated record. The coding region runs from base 42 to 1100 and encodes 352 amino acids. Gene Ontology annotation, cellular component: mitochondrion.
GAUAAUUGUCAGACUUUUCUGGUCUUUCAAGAACGGGAACGAUGAUGGCGCCGGUGAUGGUGGCAGCGGUGGUGCGACGCGCGAGGGGCGCUGUCGGACGGACCGGGGGCUGCUUGGGUGGGAUGGUGCGGGCAUUGGGGAGUGUAGCACAAGCACGGCAUGCUUUGGAUCGUGGAUUUGUUCAGCGACACUUUGGCCCCGAGCCCGGUGCCGAGGAUGAUAUACGCCUCGCCGUAGGAUACGGCUCGGGGGUAUUUCAGCAGGCGGGUCAUCAGCGCAACCCCAACACAAUGAUAGAUCUCAUCCUCGUGGUUGAUGAUUCGCGUGCCUUCCACGAGCGCAACAAACAGCGCCACCGUCACCAUUACUCUGCCCUUGGUUGGCUCAACGCGCAGGCUUUAGAAGGCAUUCAGCGCUGGGGGCAGGCCAAGCUGUAUUAUAACCCUUACGUUCGCCUAGAUGGCCAGCUCUGCAAGUACGGUGUUAUGGGUUGGGAGGAUUUCAAGGCGGACAUGACCAACUGGGAAGCACUUUACGCCAGCGGCCGCCUUCACAAGCCCGUCCACGUUAUGACGGCCCAUGAGGAUGCCGAAGCCCUCAUUUACCAGAAUCGCCGACCCUUUUCAAAAAACAAGUGCUGGGUCUUGGAACAGCGCAUGACGUGCUUGGUAUUGAUGACGGAUCUAUAUACCCGUAUUGCAAGCCUCUCCUACAGCGGUGACCCGCGUAUGAUUGUCGGGGAGAAAAAGGGCAAGGUUGAGGCCAUCGUGGCUGGAAGUUUUGCAGGCUUUCAAGAAGUAUACCAGCCCAUCUGGCAGGCUUGGACGGGCGGAGAGCUUCCUUCUUCGGACAUGCUGAUUGACAAUCCGAUUCAUGGCCGUCGCCUCCAUCAGCUUUCGUGGCUACCCAAGGCCAUAUUUUCAAAAGUGCGCGCUGGCCCUGACCUGGCAGAGGAAGAGGUGACGCCUGCUGUCGCGGCGGCGCUGGCCAGCACCGUGCGCAGUGGCGCCACCACGCAAACCAUCAAGGGGCUGCUCACAGGUGGUUUAGGUCGCUCUGCCAUCUAUGCCAAGGAAAAGCUCGUCAAAAUGUUUCAAUAG